Molecule: messenger RNA, 855 nt
Organism: Glycine soja
Lineage: Eukaryota; Viridiplantae; Streptophyta; Magnoliopsida; Fabales; Fabaceae
Exons: 4
Coding region: 1-855 (284 amino acids)
Molecular function (GO): protein dimerization activity
Source: RefSeq, a predicted model, not a curated record
AUGGCUCCACUUGUGAAAGUGCUUCGUCUUGUGGAUGGUCAAAGGAAACCAGCCAUGGGCUAUAUUUAUGAAGCAAUGGACAAGGCAAAAGAAACAAUUAUCAAGUCUUUCAACAACAAUGAAAGCAAGUACAAAGAUGUGUUUGCAAUCAUUGAUAAAAGAUGGAAUUGUCAGCUUCAUAGGCCAUUGCAUGCAACUGCCCACUUCUUAAAUCCAGAGUUCUUUUAUGACAACACUAACUUAGAGUUUGAUUUUGAGGUCACCAAUGCAUAUUGGUGGCGAAUGUUUGGGUCACAAACUCCAAAUUUGCAGAAGCUAACUAUUAAAAUUUUGAGUUUGACUUGUAGUGCUUCAGGAUGUGAAAGAAAUUGGAGUGUGUUUGAGCAAAUUCAUUCCAUAAAAAGAAAUAGGCUUGAGCACAAGAGGUUGCAUGAUUUGGUGUUUGUCAAAUACAACCAACUAUUGAAGCAAAGAUAUAAUGUAAGAGAUGAAAUUGAUCCAAUUUCUCUUAAUGAUAUUGAUGUGUGCAAUGAAUGGCUCGUGGGAGAGAUGGAUCAAGAUGAUGAUAAUGAUGUUGGAAAUGAUUUGGUAUUUAAAGAUGAUGACGCUCUAAAUUGGGCAACUGUGUAUCAAGCUUCGGGGGCAAUGGUUGUUGGAUCUUCAUCAAGGAAGCAAAAAGCAGUCCAAGAAAAUGAUGAGGAUAUAGAUUUUGAGGAGAAUAUUGAUCUUGAAUCUGAAGAAGAAGAAUUUGUGGUCAAUUUUGAGGCGUCUGAUGGGGAAGAGGGAGAAGGAGAUGCUCCAUUACCAUAUGAUAACAACGAAGAUGAUUAUGUUGGGAUUGGAGAAGAUGAUUAG